AUGCUUCUUGACCCACUAUACCGGAUCCAGACAAUAUUUGCUUUGCUGUUCUUCCACCCCUCUCAGCCAGCAGCGGCAGCGGCAGCGUUCGCUGAUCUUCACAACGUUGCAAGCGCGAAAAUAGACUCAUUCGCUGGAGGCUUCAGUUCAUGGACCAAGUUCCAAACCCAUCCCUCACGGAAUCUGGAGAAACGCGCAGGGAUCAACACGAAUUCUAAUGGUUCGACAUUCCUCUGGCUUACCCAGGAUGUAUACGCCGGGGAGACGUUCUUCGACCGGUGGGAUUUCUUUGACUAUGAAGAUCCAACAAAUUUUCUCAAUCGCUCUGAGGCGAUCCGGCGAAAUUUCACCUACACUGAGAGCAACGGGACGGUUGUCAUGAAGGCCGAUAUGGAGAGUGUGUUGCCAAGUGGUGUGAAUCGAGACAGCAUCCGAAUACAAAGUAAAGCAAGGUACAAUUCAGGCUUGUUCAUUCUAGAUCUUACUCGCGCUCCUUGGGGGUGUGCUAUCUGGCCUGCAUUUUGGACUACGAAUGAGAACUGGCCAUGGAAUGGUGAAAUUGAUAUCAUUGAAGGGGUUCAUGACAAUCAACACAAUCAAAUCGCGUGGCAUACCGCACCAGGGUGCUACCUUGAUCCAACGUUAAAUUUCACUGGCACUAUUGUGUCGCAAUCGCGCCAGAAUUGCGAUGGAACUAUUAACGAUAACGCCGGCUGCGGAGUGACGGAAUGGAGUCGAGCCUCGUAUGGGCCGUACUUUGAGUCUCAAGGUGGAGGUGUGAUUGCCAUGAAGUGGGACGAGGAUGGGAUUGCCAUUUGGUCGUUCUACCGCGCUGCUAUUCCCGGAGAUGUUAUAGCAGGGGCGCCUGUCCCCUCGACAUGGGGUCCGCCCUCAGCCAUUCUUGGACCAGCCAAAUGCAACAUCACUAAUUUCUUCCAUAAUCACACCAUUGUCUUCGAUAUCACUUUUUGCGGUGAAUGGGCUGGCAACUCGUACGCUACGUCAGGAUGUCCAGGAACAUGUGCCCAACGACUCAUGGAUCCUGCGAAUUUUGUGAACGCAUCAUGGCACAUAAACUCUCUCAAGGUGUACAAAAAGGUCCUUCUUAACGGAGUGAAACCGACCAGCGACUCCAUCAUUGGGAUAGAUGCAUCGAGACGUGGGUAUUUCCUUUUGUUGAUGACGUUGUUGCUGGUACUCCUUUUCCAAUGA
Messenger RNA from Laccaria bicolor S238N-H82, 1212 nucleotides. Its product is annotated as glycoside hydrolase family 16 protein. Gene Ontology annotation, molecular function: hydrolase activity, hydrolyzing O-glycosyl compounds. The record is from RefSeq and is a predicted model, not a curated record. Bases 1 to 1212 code for a protein of 403 amino acids. Gene Ontology annotation, biological process: glucan catabolic process. NCBI's taxonomy places the organism in Eukaryota, Fungi, Basidiomycota, Agaricomycetes, Agaricales, Hydnangiaceae. The transcript has 12 exons.